Molecule: messenger RNA, 1827 nt
Organism: Psylliodes chrysocephalus
Lineage: Eukaryota; Metazoa; Arthropoda; Insecta; Coleoptera; Chrysomelidae
Source: the annotation of a GenBank genome assembly
UAUAUAACGCCAAAAUUGUUUUAAAUGUAAUAAUUUUAAGAUAUCUUACAUCGAAAUUAUUGUUUCCGAAAUAAAACAAUAGUAAUUAUUUAAAAUGUGUUCAAAAGCUUCUUUAGCAUUUAUUUUAUGCACGGUUUUUUUAUAUGUUAGUGGUACUAGUGGUUACAAAAUAUUAUGCGUUUUUCCUAUCUAUUUUCCAAGUCACUAUUUUCUUGGAAAUGAACUAGCAAAAGGACUAGCAGAAGCCGGACAUGAUGUCACAAUGGUUACAGUUUUUGAAGAGAAAAAUCCGCCAAAAAAUGGAAAAUAUAAGCAAAUUAUUAUGUAUGAUAUAAUUCAAACAGAGAAAGAAUUGUUGAACAAAAUCGCAAAUGUAAGUACAAUAAUCUCACAAGGAAGUGUCUUCUCCAAUCCUUUGUCUUUCCUCAGCAAUUUUAUCAACGUGUGCUACGAUAUAACGGAACAAACCCUAAAGAAUAGAAAAAUGCAAGAGCUCAUCAAAUCAAACCAAACAUUUGAUGUUUUAUUGUUACCUCAGUUUUCUUUAGAGGCGUUAAAGGGUCUAGCACCCCAUUUCAAGGCGCAUUUAGUACUUUUUAAUAAUAAUGCUAUGAUUACUCAAAUGGGCCACUUUGUAGGUGUUCCUAAUUUACCUUCAAUUAAUUCAGAAAUGCUACUGGGUUAUACAGAACAGAUGAACUUUCAACAAAGAUUAUUAAAUACAAUUUUGAAUGUGGUAACACGGAUUGGAGUUCUUAUCUAUGAUUACCCCAGACAUAAAGAAUUGGUACACAAAUAUAUUUCUAAAGACAUCGAUUUAACUGAUAUUCAAUACAAUGCUGCCUUAGUUUUAUCAAAUUCUCAUACCAGCCUUAAUCUAGCUGAAGCAUCCGUACCUGUUAUAAAAGAAAUAGCAGGAUUCCAUGUUAGGCCACCAAAGAAACUGCCUGAUGAUUUGCAAAAAUAUUUAGAUGAAGCAAAAGAUGGAGUGAUUUAUUUCAGCAUGGGGUCCAAUUUAAAAGGAAUAGAUUUACCAAAUAAUACAAGAAAGGCUUUAAUGAAUGCCUUUUCCAAGAGAAAGGAGAACAUUCUAUGGAAAUUUGAGACCGACGACAUGCCCGGAAAACCCAAAAAUGUUAGAAUAGAGAAAUGGUUGCCCCAAUCGGAUAUUUUAGCACAUCCAAAUGUAAAACUGUUCAUAACUCAUGGAGGAUUUUUGAGUUCCAUCGAAACUGUGUACCAUGGAAUGCCAACAGUAGCUAUUCCAGCUUUUGGAGAUCAAUUAAUAAAUGCCAAAAAAGCUGAAGCUGCUGGUUACACUUAUAUAAUUGAAUUACAUCAACUUAGUGAAAGGACUAUAUCUACUGCAAUAGAAGAAGUUUUGACAAAUAAAAAAUACCGCGAAAACGUAAGACACAGGUCUAAAAUUUUUCACGAUAGACCUGUAAAACCCCUAGAUGAUGCUGUGUAUUGGGUAGAAUAUAUCGUCAGACAUAAUGGGGCUCAACAUUUAAGGGUAAAUUACUUGAAAUUAUCGUGGUACGAAUUCAUAAUGGUGGAUGUAAUCGCAACUAUUUUGGCUGUGAUUUUCGUACUGUUGUAUAUUGUUAAGAAGAUUGUUUGUAGCAUAUUAGAUUUACGUAUAAAAAAAAUCGAUGAAAAAGCCGAAAAGAUAAAAAAGCAAUAAAGAAGAGUAAAAAAGAUUGUUUGUAAUAUAAUAAUAUUAAACUUAUGUAUAGGAAGAAGCGAUGGAAAUACCGAAAAGGUAAAAUAGCAAUAAAUUGUAAAUAUGGUAUUUAAUAAAGUUAAAAAUAUUUUGUCUUAAUA